AUGUUACCACUGGUUACCACGUGACUCUUUGACACAUGUGUGUGCUCCGAAAAUAAAAAAAUAAAUUAUAAUUUUUAGUAAAACAAAAAAAAAAUGAAUAAUACUAUUGACAAAAGUGAAAAUUUGUCAUCAGUCGUUAAUGAAGAUAAACGCACUGGUAAAUGUGCGAUUAAACUAGAAUUCAUUGUUGAAGAUCACGUGAGACAAUUAAGUAAAGAAUGUUUAACAAUAAAUGAUAAAGAAAAAAUUGAAAAAAUUAAUAAUGAAGAUGAACCACCAAAAAAGAAAAUGCGCGAAGACGAUAGAAGGGAUAAAUUAAAAGGACAAAAUAAAGCACGACCACCACCAUUUAAAGCGGCAAAGGAAAAUAAUUUAUGUCCCUAUAUUUGUGAUCAAGGUAUUGAUGAAAUUGAAAAAAAAUGUACAAAUCAAAAAUGUACAUUUAUGCAUUCACGCAUUGAUUAUAUGAAAAUAAAACCAAAUGAUAUUAGUGAAGAAUGUUAUAUUUUUAAUUUAAUUGGAAAAUGUCAACGUGGUGCAUCAUGUCGUAUGGGUUCACAACAUUUAACAAAUGAUGGUUUUAAUAUAAUAGACAAAGAGAAAUAUGAAAAAUAUCAACAAAAAUCACCAACAGUUAGAAAUCAAAUAAAAAAAGAUUUACAAGAAAAAUUACGUAAAUAUAAAUAUAAUUUUUCGAAAGCUGAAAAAAUUGUUAAAUUAAAUAAUCCAACGAAAAAUAAUGAUAAUAAAAAACAAUCAUUAGAAAAUGAACCCAUAAUUAAAAAUACUGCACUUAAUUCUCAACUAGUUGAUAGUAAAAAAGAAAAAGCAAUUGGCGCAAUUUUAGAUACGGAUAUUAUUAAAUUAUUACCAAGUGAAAAAAAGAAAAUUGAAUGGAAAAAUAAAAUUCUACUCAGUCCAUUAACAACAGUGGGUAAUUUACCAUUUCGAAGAAUAUGUAAAGAAUAUGGUGCCGAUAUAACAUGUGGUGAAAUGUCAUUAGCACCGAGAAUAUUAAAAGGUGCACAAGAAGAAUGGGCAUUAAUAAAACGUCAUGAGACAGAAGAUAUUUUUGGUGUACAAAUAUGUGGUAAUAAUCCCGGUGUAUUAACACGAUGCGCACAAUUAUUAAAUCAAGAAUCGGAUAUUGAUUUUAUUGAUUUAAAUCUUGGUUGUCCAAUUGAUUUAAUUUAUAAACAAGGCUCAGGUUGUGGUAUGCUCAAUAGAACAAAUAUUUUGGAAACUGUUGUUAAAUCAGCAUCACAAAUAUUAACUAUUCCAUUUACAAUUAAAACAAGAACCGGCAUCUAUAUGGAUAAACCAAUUGCACAUAAUUUAAUGCCUAAAUUUCGAGAUUGGGGUGCUGCAAUGAUAAAUAUUCAUGGAAGAUCAAGAGAACAGAGAUACACAAAACUCGCCGAUUGGGGAUAUAUUGAAAAAUGUGCACAAGCUGCAAAUCCAAUUCCAAUUUAUGGCGCAGGAGAUAUUCUAUCGUUUGACGAUAUAAUGAAAAUAAAAAUAAAUUAUCCAAAUAUAUCAGGUGUUAGUAUUGGUCGUGGUGCUUUAAUAAAACCAUGGAUAUUUCAAGAGAUAAAGGAGAAAAAAUUAAUUGACAUCACAAGUGGUGAGAGAUUUGAUAUUUUGAAAAAAUAUACCAAAUAUGGCCUUGAACAUUGGGGUUCAGAUACACGUGGUGUUGAAACAACGAGAAGAUUUAUGCUCGAAUGGAUUUCGUUUUUACAUCGGUAUAUUCCAGUUGGAAUUUUGGAGCAUCCACCACAAAGAAUGAAUGAACGACCACCAUUUUAUCGAGGUAGAGACGAAUUAGAAACUCUAAUGGCAAGUUCAAAUUGUGCCGAUUGGAUUAAAAUAUCUGAAAUGCUACUUGGAAAAGUUCCUGAUGGUUUUCACUUUCUACCAAAGCAUAAAGCAAAUUCGUGGAAGUAAAAAUUUUAUUUUCAUUUUACCUUCUAUUUUCUAAAUUACAAUUUUUUUUAAAUAAAUUGGAUUUUUCCUUUUUUUUUGUUAAUAAUGAAUUGAUAUGUCGCCUAAUGUUAAAACAGGCCACAUACAAUCACAACCACUUGCAAUUUCUUUUGUAAAUGGUUCCCAACAAUCGUUUUCCCAUUUUCUUCUAACCAUAAAUAUAGUUCUACUUCUUUGUACACAAUCAAAUCCAGGAUGUGCACAUUUCUGGAAAAAAAAAGUGUUAUAAAAUUAAAAAUUUGUUUUGUUUUUUUUUUUUUGCUAAUAAAAAUAAAAAAAAUUCUCUCCUA
Leptopilina boulardi is the source of this 2276-nucleotide messenger RNA. It is a transcript of the gene Dus3, whose product is annotated as tRNA-dihydrouridine(47) synthase [NAD(P)(+)]-like. NCBI's taxonomy places the organism in Eukaryota, Metazoa, Arthropoda, Insecta, Hymenoptera, Figitidae. Gene Ontology annotation, biological process: tRNA processing. The coding region runs from base 94 to 1947 and encodes 617 amino acids. Gene Ontology annotation, molecular function: RNA binding; tRNA dihydrouridine synthase activity; flavin adenine dinucleotide binding. The record is from RefSeq and is a predicted model, not a curated record. The transcript is spliced from 5 exons.